ACCACCAGAACCGACUUACUCCUUAUAGCCCCCCCCCCUCUCCUGCCUCGCUCCUUCUGUUUUCUCCCCCCUCACCCUCUCUCUCCUGCUUGCUUGGUUUUCCUUCGCCACCAAGUUUUAGCUGCUCAGUUCUUUUUCUCCUCUCUUCCUCGUGCUUGUUGACGAUGAUGAAUAUGGUGCCCUGGCCACAGGAAGUCGGAGCUAAGCCCCUGGAGGAGAUGGUGUCGCCUUCGUCAUGCUCAUCAAGAUCAAUGCCAGAGAGAAAGGCGAAGCCCCAGAGGGAGCAAGCCUUGAACUGCCCAAGGUGCAGCUCCACCAACACCAAAUUCUGCUACUACAACAACUACAGCCUCUCCCAGCCCCGCUACUUCUGCAAGACCUGCAGAAGGUACUGGACGGAAGGUGGUUCUCUGCGGAACGUGCCCGUUGGCGGCGGAUCCAGAAAGAACAAGAGAUCAAUUACCAAGAAGCUCCCCGAUAUCCAUUCACCCAUUAUUUCCGACCCCUUCUCGCACACCAAUGUUGAUGACGGCAAGGAGGUCAACUUGGCAUUCCCCAUUCCACGGGACUGCCACUCUCACCCCACCAAGGCACUGCCUUCUUCUGAACUUCUUGAUUAUGGAAACCCAGCUUCUUCUUCUUCCUCCUCCUCUGCUCUCUCAGCUUUGGAUUUGAUGAAAAGUGAGCUUCCUCCUAGAAGUUUAGGGUCUUUAACGUCAAUCCAAGAUGCCAACUUCUAUGGCCUUCCCGGUUUUGGCUUGCAUGAUCUCAGGAGCAGCAUGGGUAUCGAGGGGUUCAGCGGAAGUGGGAAUUUUCAAGAUACUCAAGACAACGGAAAGCUGGGCUUCUCUUUUGAAGAUCUGAGGCAACCUUCUCAUGUGGAAUCAGAUCAGAAUGCUGCCCAAGCAGUUGGAGGAUCUGCAUAUUGGAAUGGGAUUUUUGGAGGGGCACCAUGGUCCCAGGUAGCAAAUUAUGGGCUUUAUGAGAGUUCUAGACUGACUCUGCCAUGACCAUGUUGUUGAUGGUCACGUUCAUGCUGUUGGAUAUGGCCAUGGUGGUAACUGAUAUUAACAUGGAAAAUAGGAAGUGCCCACUAGUUUUCUUCUCUUUUUCAUUUUUUUUUUCCUAAUAUUAACAUUUGAAGCUUCUUUUAGGUUGGCUUCUUAUAAGUAUGUCGGUUUCUUGGCUAUGUUGAUUUUGGGGUGUCUUGGGAUGAAGGCGGGGCAAAUGCUGUUGACAUUGCCCAGGUUUUUUGUUUCACGGUAGGAAUAUUUAGAUCCUUCCAUGGUGAUGGAAUGUAGGAGUUCUAACUCUUUGAAAGAUGGGAAGGACAGUGACGAACAGAAGCAAGAAAGUGAAAUUGAAACUUAGUACAUGUCUGUGGAUUGCGAAUAAUUUGUUGUACCCACUAUCUGAAAGCCUGCAUUUGUUUGUUUCUUUAUGAAGCGUUCAUUCAAGAGAAUAUAAUGCGAUUUCUCUC
Molecule: messenger RNA, 1480 nt
Organism: Nymphaea colorata (pocket water lily)
Lineage: Eukaryota; Viridiplantae; Streptophyta; Magnoliopsida; Nymphaeales; Nymphaeaceae
Product: dof zinc finger protein DOF1.7-like
Exons: 2
Coding region: 165-1010 (281 amino acids)
Biological process (GO): regulation of DNA-templated transcription
Molecular function (GO): DNA-binding transcription factor activity; DNA binding
Source: RefSeq, a predicted model, not a curated record